GCUCUCAACGAAUUAACGUCGGCUUUCGAACGUUCCCGCGCGAAUGCUUCGUUCCAAUUUCGAAUUGUGAAAACGUGUCAACGAGGAAGUGACUUUUUCGUUUUGUAUCCUAGAGUGUUUGAAUUUUAUUUACGAGCAGUGUUUGUUAUGAACCUCUUCCGUAACUGGAAUUAAAAAAGUUUAAGAAAGUUCGCUGAGUGGAGUUCAUCGUAAAAUGGUAUCACUAACGAAGUGUGAAAGUGUAGUGUAGUGACAAAGUGUAGUGUAAUGUCAAAGUGACGUGUAGUGUCGAGAUGGAAGCGACUCCACUGCCGCUAGAGGUAGAUGAGGAAGGUCGCCCUCAACAGGGCUCGUCAACAGGCAGCGGUUCAUCGUCAGGCACCGGGUAUUAUGGACACAAAAAUGGAGAGUGGAGAGGAGAGAGGAGAAUGUUGGACAUCACACGUGAUAAACCUGUCAAAGUGUGCGUCAGAGUGGUGGUACCAGUGCGGGAUCAUCCCAAGUUCAACUUUGUGGGCAAGCUGUUAGGCCCCAAGGGGAACUCUUUGAAACGGCUGCAGGAAGACACGAUGUGCAAGAUGGCAGUCCUCGGCCGCGGUUCCAUGAAGGAUCGUCAGAAGGAAGAAGAGCUCCGUGUGUCAGGAGACCCCAAGUUCGCUCACUUGUCUGAUGAACUCCAUGUAGAAAUAAGUGCUUUUGCCACUCCAGCCGAGGCGCAUGCGAGAAUCGCGUAUGCCCUCGCUGAACUUAGAAGAUUUCUAGUACCGGACUACAAUGACGAUAUACGACAAGAACAAAUGCUGGAGAUGCAGAUACUGUCGUCACAGAACGAGCAGAGGAGGCUGACUCCUCCAGAUUCCUCCAGGAGUGGUAGUGAGGAAGCACUGCCACUACGCGACACCGCACAAAAACAUAGGUUAACCGGAGUCCAGCCGUCGCCAGCCCAAGCCGCACUUCCUGGUGGCAUCCCAAUAAACCAUGGUGCCAACGCGAGGGAUUUUUCUCCCCCGGCACCGACUCCGGCACCUGAUCAUCUAACUGCAGCCCAUCAUCAGUUGGCAGCAGGGCACACCGGAGCCCACCAUGGUGUGCUGGUCGGCGGUGGAGUCUUACAGCAGCCUCCCACUCACCAUAUACUCACACAGAAUUCCAUACUAGGUGGAGGGGAUAUAUUGGGACUUAGCAGCCCCGUGCUUGGGGGUGUGUUGCACGCCCACCCCGCACUGCGAGGGGUGAAACCGGCCGCUGUGCACGCGCUAGCGACGCAAGGUGCGGGUGGGGCGGCGGCUGCGAGCACGGCCCGCAAGCGGCCGCUGCUGGGCGGCGCGCGGGCCGCCAUGUCGCCGACUAAGAGAGCCGUGAUGACGCUGCUGGCGAGGGCCCGCGCAGCCACCCACAAGCACGCGCCCACCUGGCCUGCACCCCACGAGCAUACAGCGCUGCUCCCACUCAUCCGGGAUGAGUUCGUGACAGGUGUGGGUGUUAAUAUCAACUUAGCAUAAUCUAUAUUAUACUCGCUCUAGUCGAAUUGUCAUAUACAGGGUGUGAACGUACUGGAGUGUUGUUGUGACAAAUAUAACACACUGUAGA
Messenger RNA from Achroia grisella, 1590 nucleotides. RefSeq names its product KH domain-containing, RNA-binding, signal transduction-associated protein 2. NCBI's taxonomy places the organism in Eukaryota, Metazoa, Arthropoda, Insecta, Lepidoptera, Pyralidae. Gene Ontology annotation, biological process: regulation of alternative mRNA splicing, via spliceosome. Gene Ontology annotation, molecular function: mRNA binding. The transcript is spliced from 11 exons. The record is from RefSeq and is a predicted model, not a curated record. The coding region runs from base 294 to 1502 and encodes 402 amino acids. Gene Ontology annotation, cellular component: nucleus.